CAUAAAUAUACUGCCAUCUAGAGGGAGUGAGGGACAGAAUAAACUGUUUACUGAAACUCAUGUGCUCUCUUGCUGUGUAAACACUUGACUCAAAAUGCCUCGCAAAACCCCAAAAUAUAUAAAGAAGAGGAAUUUCUUUAGAGGAACACCAUACCAUGUCAUGAAGAAGCUGAAAAAUAGGGAGGAGGAGGUGCAUGAAGCAGCACCAGUAUUAGAAAGCAAGCUAUCCCUCAAAACCAUGAAGAGCCCUGAUCUACCAGAAAGUGGUCCCACAUGCCAAGAUUUACGUAUGGAUCUUGAUGGUUUUUACGUGAUCAGUGGGAAACGGCUUGCAUCUGCUUUGCAAAGGACACAUGUGUGCCAAGGAGGGCACCUGAUUCCUUUGGAAGAUUUGUCAAAGAGGGAGGAGCUGAUUUGCACCCUGGUCCUUCGAUGCUCCAUCUGCAGCAAAGAGGAGGAGUUUUGUACCUCGGAGAAAACAUUUGAAGGGCCACGGAAGUCUGCCGAGAUUAACAGAUGAGCUACACUGCCAGCCAGUAAAAUUGGACUAGCCCUUGGCUUUCUGAAUGUAUUAAAUACAGAUAACUCCUUAACUACUUCAAGGCCUUCUCAUGCUCAUCAUAGUGAAACAGUCUGAGAAGUAAAAUGUCAUGGUUGAGAGGGUCAUAUUACAGCAUUGGAGAAGUCCAGGACAAUACCUACAGUGUGGGACGAUCAAUUGAAUGGGUAACUUUUUCAACAAAAAGAGAUUAACUCAUGGACAGUACUGUGCUCCUCACAAAAGCCAAAAUUGAAAUGUGAGAAGGAUCAUAUUUCUUCACCAAAGAAAUCCUUAAUGAAGGUCUCAACUCUGAUUGGUCUUGACUCUUGGUCUCAAGACCAGUUUCAUCUUGGUUUUGGUCUUGAGCCUUCUGGUCUCAGAUUUUCCAGUCUAGACCAGCACGUGACCACUACAGGGGCAUUUCGGACCUCAAUGAGUUACAUCCAAUCUAUAAUUUACCUAGUUCAUUGCUUGUUCACUUUCCACAUGCUGUGUGCAUUUCAUUUUUAAAGUUUGGAAAACAAUGAAAUAAAUUUAUCCUUUCAAA
Molecule: messenger RNA, 1088 nt
Organism: Lytechinus variegatus (green sea urchin)
Lineage: Eukaryota; Metazoa; Echinodermata; Echinoidea; Temnopleuroida; Toxopneustidae
Exons: 2
Coding region: 95-520 (141 amino acids)
Source: RefSeq, a predicted model, not a curated record